Mercenaria mercenaria is the source of this 2679-nucleotide messenger RNA. Its product is annotated as potassium voltage-gated channel protein Shaw-like. Bases 434 to 2167 code for a protein of 577 amino acids. The record is from RefSeq and is a predicted model, not a curated record. Gene Ontology annotation, biological process: potassium ion transmembrane transport; protein homooligomerization. Lineage: Eukaryota; Metazoa; Mollusca; Bivalvia; Venerida; Veneridae. The transcript has 2 exons. Gene Ontology annotation, molecular function: protein binding; voltage-gated potassium channel activity. Gene Ontology annotation, cellular component: voltage-gated potassium channel complex; membrane.
ACGAUGCAUGUACACCAAUAACGACAUGAUAGUUUUGAAGUUUGAUGAUAUUUUAAUGAGUGAGUUUGAUAGCCUUGGAUAAAUAGUAAAACGAACUUUGGAUGGACUAAAUUUAGAUAAUUCCUAAAGGUACAUAUCGUAUUAAAAGACUCGUAAUGAUUUUGUUCUUUUGUGGUACAAUAACGUCGAAAAAUGUGCUCCUGUUUUAUGUGUUUCUUAAGUAAGUUGAAAAGGAAACAACGUCAAAUACGCCAAACGUUACGCUAUAACCAAUGACGUCAUACUACACGCCGGUUAAAAAAUUUCAAAAUGGCGACCCAUUUUUUGAAACUAGGCACGAAGAGAAAGAAUCGUGUUUAAAUUAUAAAAAAAUGGAAAUAGCUGACGAAGAAUAUGUUAGGACAUGUGGUGAAUUAACUAGACUAAAAUAAAAAUGGCAUAUCUUUCGGUUCCAACACGUCAUGGCAGUUUAUUUCAAAACGACAAGACAGCUGCGAAAGUCUUUGAGCGUAAACGUGCACAGAAAACAGACGAAUAUUACAACCGACACACCAGAAAAAGCUUUUCAGACGACGGCGAUAGAGUCACGAUCAAUGUCGGCGCCAAAAUAUUCAAAACUCGAAAAUCAACAUUAAGAAAUGUUCCAGGGACCACCCUAUCCUGUUUAGAAGAAUCAAGUGAACAUUAUGAUAGAAUUAAUCAAGAAUAUUUCUUUGAUAGAAAUCCUUUUUUAUUUACAUAUAUCCUUGAUUACUAUCGUACUGGUAGCAUGCACCUCCCCCGCAAUAUCUGCGCAUUAUCGAUAAGGGAAGAGAUCAAAUUUUGGGAACUUGGCGACGGCUGUAUUUCCGAAUGUUGUCGAAAGUUUUAUUUUGACGAACUGGAUGACUACACCACGUAUGAAUUAAUCAAAGAUGAAUUCUACAGUUUACCCACAUAUACUGGCAGUGAAUCUGAUAGCAGCUUGACAAUAGAAAGCAGAUUACAAGAAUUUAGAAGACGAGCCUGGGUAUUCAUUGAUAAUCACGAGUCCUCAAUUCCGGCGAAGGUGUUUGCUGUAAUCUACUACGGCCUCAUCAUCUUGACAAUAUUAAACCUUUUCAUCUCAACAGUGCCGUCAUUGAGGCAGCCAUUGCAGAAGCACGUGCUCAUAAGAUCAGCAGACGACAUUGUACCAGAAUUCGAAUAUUUAGAGAGCAUCAAUGGGACCAUGAAAAUUCUACUCUCGACGGACCCGCCGGACAGUUUGGUUAUCAUAGAUGUUAUCUGUCUGAUCUUUUUCACAGCUGACUUUAUAUUUCGCCUUUUUGUAAGUCCGUCGCUGAGACAAAGUUUCAGGAGUUGGUAUACCCUACUGGACAUACUCUACCUAGUUCCGGCAUGGACUAAAUUAUUGAUCGACGUGUCUUCUCCGUUCUUCUGGCAGCAGGGAUCCAAGAACACGACUCUCUUGAUAAUUCUUGACGCAAUGGUAGUGUUAAGAGUUUUCCGAAUAUUCAGACUUUUUCGCCAUUACCGUGGAUUGCGCGUUCUCCUUUUGGCAGUUAAAGCGAGCGUUAGCGAGCUAAUGCUACUAGUAGUGUUUGUAUUAUUUUCGUUAACAAUAUAUUCUAGCCUUGUGUUUUGUGCAGAACAAUACAGCGAUAACCAAGACGGCGGAAGUGAUACUUUUCAUAGCAUUUUCUACGGACUGUGGUGGGCGUUGAUAACCCUGACUACUGUCGGAUAUGGUGACAUUUACCCUCUGACGACAGUAGGGCGAAUAAUCGCGUGUUUGUGUGCAAUUACCGGUCUAUUGAUAAUUGGUAUGGUGGUGCCCAUAAUCGCCGGCAACUUUCAUCUUUACUACGGAUUUCGUCAUGCCGGUUGUGAAGAUUUCGAACUAUACAAACCUGACUUCGUUCCAACAGAAAGUGAAAAUCCUCUACCGGAUAUAGAAUUCGAUAAUUUCAUUCCAAAGGAUCGUCGGCUAUCAGCACGACCAGCAAGUGCUGAUCACAUAAUCGAACCGUCUAGAUCAGGAAGUCAAAAAAGUGUCAAAGGUUUACAUGGACCAAUUCAGUUGCAAGAUCUGAAGAAUUUAGAAUUCAGAGCUAAAUAUCCGCGUAAUGGGAACUCAACAGCGAUUUCCCCUGAAACACCGGAAGUAACGACCAGCCCGAUAUGAUACAAAGCUCCUAGACGGAGAAUAUCUGUCCACGACAUACGCGAUCUGCAUAGUGACACAGACGACACUGCCUAAUGUAACAAGGCAGACGACAUAAUUUUAUAUUCUCAAGUUUAUUUCAAAUGACUGCAUGUUUCUUCUUACUGCAGGUUAGAUACUUGUUCUAUAGUGCCUAAGUUUUAACAUUCUGUUUCUAGCAUUCGCUUUAAUAUGUUUGUGUAGUUUCGUAUGUAAUAUUGUUUGUUAUCCUGUAAGCCAGAUAAACUAUGGAAAUGGCGGCAUUCAUGAUAAGAUGCACCCGUAUAUCAGAAUGUGUAGUACGAUUGUUUUAUUUGACCCGGAAACACAUCAUGUUAAAGGUAUAAAAAUUAAAUCUUGUCUAUUUCCUGUAUAAUUAUUUUUUUAUUAUAUAACUCCUACUAUAAAUCGCCUUUACAUCUUUUGAGCUAUUGACUGGUCUGUUGUUCAAUACUAAUGUUUGCUGCAUUUAAGAAAAUAAAGCUGAACAUUUA